CAGCACUCAGGCAUUGCCUCUAAUUCUCUUCUUGAAUACUCAGCCACUCCAAAUGUUCAUUUUCCAAUGUUGGAAGGUGAACCGAAAGAAAAUGCCACUUCAGUUGUGCCAAUCAGUACGGAGACAAGCAUUUUGGCUGUUGAAAAUGUUCAGGGAGAAAAAAUUAAUUUACAGGACGUUGGGGAAAAUCAUCAGAAGAGAGUUUGUGUGCAAAGAUCUCCAGAUUGUGUCAUUCCUAAAACUUCAAAGGACCAGUCCUCCUUUUUUCCCCGAUCAAAGCCAUUUACUUCUUCAUCCCGUUCAUUAAAACCUCGAACCUGGCUUCGAACAGGUAAUAAUUAUCCUGGUUCUUUUUCUGGAAGCAAGCCUUCGUUGAUAACUAGUCCUCCUAACAAGUUAAUUCCACAAAUGAAAGGGAACACUCAAAAUACUCUUUAUACCCGUAAGGGUAACAGUCUUGUUCGGAAAGUUAUCCCUGUUUCUGCUUCAACAUCAACAUCCGUUGCUAACCAGUCACCAUCUUUGGGCUUUGACAACUUUGGAAAGAGCAUCAGAUCUGAAUGCAUGGUUAAUGUUCCAGGUCAACCAGGUGCUUUGAAAACUGGAGUAAAUGAUGUUCCUUUGAAGGGUCACAUAAUACUUCCACUACCCACUGACACCAAAUUGGAGAGUGGAUCUUCCCCAUUUACAGAGAAUCUUACACUUGGUUGCUCUGAAUUUGCAGCUGAUCCUAAGAAUGUUGGAGAAACUAAUGAUGCCGCAAAAUCUUAUGAGGAAUUGUGCAAAUAUUCUGAAACAUACGAAAAUCAAAUUGGUUCAGACAAUCGUGGGGCUGGCCAAGUUGAGAUUUCUUCUUCAAUUGCAAAGAGAAUAGUAUAUAUGAAGCCCAAGUCAAAUAAAUUAGUUGCAUCUUUGGAUUCUAGUAAUCUCUCUGUCUCUACUGAUGGCAAGACUCAAACAGCAUACUCCAAUGGCUACUACAAGAAGAGCAAAAAUCAGAUAAUAAGGACUUCAUUUGUUAGUCAUAUCAGCCCAACAGUUACAAUGCAAGAUAGUAAUGUAAAUUCUGAUGGUCCAUCGGAUUCUAAAGAGAUUUGCAGCAGGUUUACAAAGAAGUGGUCGCAAAAAGUUGCUGGGACCUUGUGCAAACCUUUAAAAGCCCCACUUGUUGGGACCCUUUCAUCAAAAAACAACACUGGCUCAGGGCAUUAUCGGAAGAUUUUGCCUCACUUUUUUCAAUGGAAAAGAUCAACAUUUCGAAGAAGAUUUGUUCACAAUCGUGAUUUAAGCUCCAAUUCUACUCCCUCAUCAGCAAACAGCAAGAAAUUGCUUCUUUUAAGGAAGAGGGAUGCUGUUUACACUAGAUCAACCCAUGGGUUUUCUCAUUGGAAACCUAAGGUAUUACAUGCUGGUGGAUCCAUAAAAGGGUCCAAAUUUGCUGGCAGGCACUCUGAGAAGGUUAAUGAGGAAGCACUUGCUGUUGCUGUGUUGGAGAGGAAAACAAGAGAACAGAAAGAUGUUGCUUGUAACAGUUCUCAGGCAAAAGGCUUGGCUGCCAAAGAAGGUUCCAUCCAACGAAGAUUAGUGAUUGGGGAAAAUGUGUAUUUCCAAAUUGGCAAAGGUAAUCAGCUUAUUAGGGACCCAAAGAAUCGGACUCGGAUUUUGGCUAAUGAAAAAGUUAGAUGGAGUCUGCACACUGCUAGACAGCGCCUUGCACGAAAGCAGAAGUACUGUCAGUUUUUUACCAGAUUUGGGAAAUGUAACAAGGAUGAUGGGAAGUGUCCUUAUAUUCAUGAUCCCUCAAAAGUUGUUGUCUGCACUAAGUUUCUAAAUGGUUUAUGUUCUAAUGGCAACUGCAAAUUGACUCAUAAGGUUAUUCCGGAGAGAAUGCCAGAUUGUUCUUAUUUUUUGCAAGGUUUAUGCACAAACAGAAGUUGUCCUUACAGACAUGUCAAUGUGAAUCCUAAGGCUUCUAUUUGUGGAGAAUUUCUCAGGGGCUAUUGUGCCGAUGGAAAUGAGUGUCGGAAGAAGCAUAGCUAUGUCUGUCCAACCUUCGAAGCAAUGGGAAACUGCGAAGAAGGAACCAAAUGCAAGCUUCAUCACCCGAAGAAACUGAGUAAGGAAAAGAAAAGGAAGAGGUCCAGAGAUGAGAAUGUUGGUAGACGGCGUUACUUUGGUUCCGUUCUCACUGAUAUCAAAGAAACUGGGUUAAUGGUGGCUCAAAGGCAAUGGCAACAGAGUCAUGACAAAGACGGAGAUGUUGCUGACUAUAUCGGCUUCGAAGUUGAAGAAAGUGUUGAUCAACCAUAUGAACAGGCAACACCAUGUAACAAUGAUAUUUGGGACUUGCAAUUGGACAAUCUUGAUGAACCUAUUAGACCUGUUCUUACGUUGAAAAACAUUUUUAUGGCUCAAUCAUCUUCAGUCUAGUA
Molecule: messenger RNA, 2432 nt
Organism: Arachis duranensis
Lineage: Eukaryota; Viridiplantae; Streptophyta; Magnoliopsida; Fabales; Fabaceae
Exons: 9
Coding region: 67-2430 (787 amino acids)
Cellular component (GO): nucleus
Molecular function (GO): metal ion binding
Source: RefSeq, a predicted model, not a curated record